AUGAGCUCUCUGUGGCCAUCGCGGGUCCCCAACGAGGACGCCGACGGCUCCAAGGCCGCCGGCCCCGGACCGGUAGAUGUCGCUGAUACAGGCGUGGCCGCCGAGAGUAGCGCCGUGCCGUCCGAUGCUGCGUCGGCAGCAGCCGCAGCCGAAUCCACGAACAGUACCACCGCCGCCGGUGCCCUCAACAUGCAGCAGGCAGGGCAACGGCCGGGCCUGCAACGGAACCAAGUGCCUCCCAAUCCACCGAGCCUGCCACCGCCGCCCCCGGGUAACCAGCCGCCUGACUCGCUGUCACUGGCCCAGCUGCGUAGGAUCGUGUCCGAGUUCCCGAGAACCGAGGCCGCCGCCUACGACUUCACGUACGAGGACACCGGCCCUCACGCCGAGGAGAUUGACGAGUGGUUCGUCUACCAGUUCUGGCAGUGGGUGCGCCUGAACGCCGCCCAGCGCGUGUUUGAGUCGCAUUGGGAGCAGCAUGUCGCGGCUGCGCUGGACGAGAAGUGGGCUGCGUGGGACGACGUCGACGGGGAGACCCGGAUGAGGUUCUUGCGCAAGACCCUGCGCCUCGUCGACUCCGGAGAUGAUGUGCCGCGCAUACAAGCUAUUGGCACCAUCAUGUACCUCGUCUGUGGGCGCUGGGCUGAUACGGCGGUUGUGCCGCCGUUUGCGGCCGAUCGGGACCACGCACAGGUAAGAACUGUGGCCACGCCGGGGCAACUGCGAGCUAUCACAGAGGGUAUCACAUUGCUGGCCGACGCGGACGGGCUGCCGGUUAUAUGGAGAGCAUUACAGAAUGCUUUCGAAAUCCUAUGGACUUCAGACACAACCCGUCCACCGCAGGAAGGCUCCCAGGAGGCACAGGACGAAUUAAUGAACUUGAUGACGAUCAUGUACAUGACGAUACAGGUGGUUCUAGGCAACCGCCACGAGUUGCCCGGCGUCCACGACAAAAUACUCCAACUUGAUCCAAACAUAGCCACCUUCAUGCUAACAGUAGUCGCCAAGAUCAGGUGGUUGGAAGGCGUUCCCACCUGCAUGACCCAGAUUCUGUUGUUGCUGUGGAAGACCAUCCUGAUUGUCUUCGGUGGCAUGCCUGAUAUCGAGGAAACAAAAAAGGCCCUGGCAGAAACAACGACUAAUGAACAUGAGAAGGAUACCAUUACAGCUUCACCCCUGGACUACCAUGCUUUCAGGCAGGAAAUAUCGUCCAAAUAUCCUGCGUAUGUACCACCGCAAUUACCUCUACCCCUGGAGGCGGAUGACACUUCCCUCUUGCCUCCUCUGCCCAACCAUCCGACGAGAAACAAUGGAUCAAACGGCAUCUUGCCUGGGCCGCCAAAUGCGCAAAGUAGCGGUGCCUCGAUUCUGCACCAGCCCGUCCAUAUAGCAACGCCAGCCCCAUCUCCGCCACCUUCUCCGGGCGUAGGAGGUAAAGGAGGAAAAAAGCAAAACUAUCAGACGAACCAAAAUUUCCCCUUCAUGUACCCACCUUUGGAUGCGACUAGCAAUAGUGCGGGCGGUAAAGGCGGCGCUGGUCUUCAAGAUCUCCUUGUUGGGCGCAGAUGGGAGGGGAGCGAUAUACCCGCUUCCAUCCUCGAGGCGGGAGAGCUUUUUUCCAAACGAGUUCGGAUGACGAGAGCAACACGCCAGCUUUGGGAAGAACGUGAGAGGUUCCUCAAAUUCGAGAGAGGCUACGAUGGGUCAGACGAUGACAUAGAUGACCUUGACCUUGACGCGCUGUCUCUGGGUGACGAGGAGAACAUUGAUGAAGAGAAGCUCCUUGCCACUAUUGAAAAGCGGAUGGCUAAGUCUCAGGGGCCUGCCAUUGACUUUGGCCCCGAACCUGAUCGACUAAGUGGCGACAUCAAACACCGCCUGCAAGUCAUUGAAACAUUCUACGAUACCACCUUACCUCAGCUCCAAUCCGUUGUCAUAGUCCUUAUGAGGGUCGUGCUCGCGAAUGUGACGGCGUUCAUCACCAUGCCUCAGCGUGGACAGGAUGCUCAGGCGAACAAUGCCCGCAUGAAUCAAGCCGGCAUGCCCCUACUUCGCUCCCAAGAUGGAACAAAUGGUUCUGGCUCUCAGGACUCUCCUGAUUUGUCCUUGGAAGAUCUAGAUCAGCUGAGGCAAAGAGAGCUGGAAGGCAAGGCGCUCUCAGGAGUAAUUUUGCUGCUACUGAAAUGGUUCAAGAUCUCACACGUGCUCAAAUUUGAGUACUUGACGCAGUUGCUCCUGGACUCGAAUUAUAUACCACUCAUUCUGAAGUUCUUCGCCCAUCAAGACGUCCAGCAAGUGGUCGACAGCAAAGCCGACCGCCUAGAUCACAGCUUUUUUCAGUUCUGUAAUCUUCGGGCCCGAGGUCCUGGCGAUAAGCCUACGGAGCCAACGGAAAUAGAUGGACCAGAAGAUGAGAGCGAAGACGAGGCUGCACCUCCCCCUAUAAAACGGAGAAAGUCACCUCCGAGGCCACCACAGAACGCUUCGUCCAAUGGGGAGCAGAUAUCUAACCCCGAGCCUCAUCCCUCGGCUCGCCCUGAAGUUGACGAACUCGGUUAUCCCUUGAACCCCUUGCCGAAAGAGCCGAUCACGGACUUCUCGCGGCGCAACUUUUUCGCCUUGAUCAAUUACCUCCGCAUCUUGCAGAAGAUAUGCAAAAACAAAGCUCACAGGAAUCUGCUAUUGGUGCAGUAUAAGUCGUCUAACAUCAUUCGCAAGUCUCUCAAGGUGCCGCAGCCCGAGCUGCGCCUUUAUACGCUCAAGCUCUUCAAGAAUCAGGUCCCCUACUGUGGCCGUAAGUGGCGGCAGAGCAACAUGCGUGUCAUCACCGCAGUCUACCUGCACUGCCGGCCCGAGCUGCGCGACGAGUGGCUCGCGGGCAGUGACGUCGACGCCGAGGUCGAGGAAGCGCUGCCUCUGGAGCAGGCACUGCGGAGUCUGACCCACUGGUUCAAUGUUCAGAGACACCCGGACCAGAUGGCGGCCGAGGUCCGCGAGGCGCUCCAGGAGGAGCAGGACUUCUUCAAGAGGGAGCUGGACAAGCUCGAGUUCACCUGGCUCGACCCGACCAUGGCCCAGGUCGAGGGCGGUAUGGGCCCCGGUGUUGAGUGGGACGGUCAGGUUGCCAUGGGACCUUGGGGUUAG
Neoarthrinium moseri is the source of this 3144-nucleotide messenger RNA. RefSeq lists its product as uncharacterized. NCBI's taxonomy places the organism in Eukaryota, Fungi, Ascomycota, Sordariomycetes, Amphisphaeriales, Apiosporaceae. Bases 1 to 3144 code for a protein of 1047 amino acids. Gene Ontology annotation, cellular component: cytosol. The transcript is spliced from 7 exons. The record is from RefSeq and is a predicted model, not a curated record. Gene Ontology annotation, biological process: cytoskeleton organization.